AUGAGUGACCUUUUCGCUGCCGCUCCAGAACCGCCCACUGAGUUGGGUCGGUAUCGAGUUCUAUCUCCCACCGCGGGCGUCCGAGUGUCGCCCUUAUGUUUGGGUGCUAUGUCUCUUGGAGAUGCCUGGAGCAAGGACCUGGGCAGGAUGAAUAAAGAACAAUCCUUCAAACUCCUGGACGCCUAUUUCGAGGCCGGUGGGAAUUUCAUCGACACCGCUAACAACUAUCAAAACGAACAAUCGGAGAAGUGGAUUGGUGAAUGGAUGGCGGAGAGGAAGAAUCGAGAUCUCCUGGUCAUUGCUACCAAAUAUACCACACCCUACCGAAGCUGGGAGCUCGGUAAGGGUAAGACGGUCAACUACUCCGGGAACUCUAAGAAGAGUCUGCACCUCUCAAUCAGAGAUUCGCUUGCGAAGCUUCAGACGGACUACAUUGACCUGCUGUAUGUUCAUUGGUGGGACUGGACAACCUCUAUUGAAGAAGUGAUGGACAGUCUCCAUCUUCUCGUGCAAUCCGGGAAAGUUCUCUACCUGGGAAUUUCCGAUACACCAGCGUGGAUCGUCGCGGCUGCAAACACCUACGCCCGCGCCCAGGGAAAGACCCCCUUCUGCGUGUACCAAGGCCAGUGGAACGUGUUGCAGCGUGAUUUUGAGCGCGAUAUCAUCCCCAUGGCCCGCCACUUCGGCAUGGCGUUGGCACCGUGGGACGUGCUCGGUGGAGGCAAAUUCCAGACCAAGAAGCAGAUCGAGGAGCGCAAGAAACAGGGCGAGGGACUCCGCAGCAUGUUUGGCAUGGGUGAGCAGACGCCCCAGCAGGAAAAGAUUUCAGCCGCGCUGGAGAAAGUCGCGCAGGAACACGGGGUCGAAUCGCUCAGCGUCAUCGCCCUCGCCUACGUGAUGCAGAAGACAAUUAACGUAUUCCCGAUCGUCGGCGGCCGCAAAGUCGAGCACCUGCAGGCCAAUAUCAAAUCCCUCUCGAUCAAGUUGACGGACGAGCAGAUCCAGUUUCUGGAAAGCCAGUCGGAAUUCAACCCCGGCUUCCCGUCGACGUUUGUGGGAGAGUCUCCGAGGGCGACCGGAAAGACGACAUGGAGCCUGUCGUCCAGUGCGCCGUUGGCGUGGACGACGCCGGAGAAACCUGCGGGGUGUUAG
Fonsecaea erecta is the source of this 1152-nucleotide messenger RNA. RefSeq lists its product as hypothetical. The record is from RefSeq and is a predicted model, not a curated record. Bases 1 to 1152 code for a protein of 383 amino acids. Lineage: Eukaryota; Fungi; Ascomycota; Eurotiomycetes; Chaetothyriales; Herpotrichiellaceae. The transcript has 5 exons.